This is a messenger RNA of Colletotrichum truncatum, 1419 nucleotides long. The record is from RefSeq and is a predicted model, not a curated record. Lineage: Eukaryota; Fungi; Ascomycota; Sordariomycetes; Glomerellales; Glomerellaceae.
AUGGGAAUGAUACCAACUUGGCCUCUGGUCCUGUUUGCUUUCGUGGCAUAUAGGCUGGCCAUUGUUCUCUACAACCUUUGUAUACAUCCGUUGAGAAAUGUUCCGGGCCCGUGGUACUAUGCUGUUUCAUGGCUUCCAAAAUUUUAUCGCCAAGUCUACAAGGCUGAUUAUUGGAGACAUGCGAAAUAUCUCCAUGAAAAGUAUGGUCCUGUUGUAAGAGUUGGGCCAAACGAACUCUCCUUUUGCUCGCCCCAAGCUUUAGAAGAGAUAUACGGCGUUAAAACUCGGGGAAAGCUCGAGUUUCCCAAAGAUGCAGUUUUCUACGAUGUACGGCAUACCCCUCUCAAUGACUCCAUGAUCUCCGCCGACAAGCCUACGCAUCGCGCGCUGCGUCAUCAAGUGGCUCCUGCCUUCUCAGAAAAAGCUCUCAAGUCGCAAGAACCUAUCAUUCAGAGGUACGCCGACAUGUUUAUUUCAGAGCUGCGCGACAGAAUCAAUCAAGACGUUGACAUUGUUGACUGGGUCACGUUUGCUACGGCUGAUGUGAUGGCUGAUUUGUCGACCGGCGAAUCACUGUACUGCCUGGAGAAGGGCGAGAUGGAUCCCUUUGUUGAUAUGAUCUUGCAUGUAUCUCCCUUCAUUGGUCUGCUGCAGCUUUUCAACAGGCUGCCGCUGACCAAGUUUCUUUACAAGAUGGUGUCCUCUCAGAAAGGCUUGAAGACCUGGCUUGAGACCGUAGACAUCGUCGCGCAAAAAGCGGAGAAACGAGAGAAGAUGGGCAACGAUCGUCCGGAUUUCAUGACCAUGAUCUGGACUGAGAACGACGACCGAGAAUCGUGGACUAGGGACAAAAUCAUCAACUUCGCUCAGCUUCUCUUCUUUGCCGGUAGUGAAACUUCAGCGACCACCCUGUCCGUGGUAACGUUCUAUCUCCUGACUAAUCCACAUGCAUAUGAGAAGCUGGUCGAUGAGGUUCGGUCGAUCGAGCAUGAUGAUGAGAUCACAUUUGCAAGAUUGGCGUCAAUGGACUAUCUGACGGCCUGCAUUGAUGAAGGAAUGCGUAUGCGUCCAGUUGUUGCAGCAGUUAUUCCACGUGUCGGUCCUCCUGGCGGAGCUACAGUUGACGGUUACUUUGUUCCGGAAGGGACUACUGUUGGUGUUCCGCAGUGGGCAACACAUCACAUGGACUCCAAUUUCUCCGAGCACACGUCAUACUUGCCCGAGAGAUGGCUGAAGUCCUCCGUUGAUGAUCCACGUUUCGCCGCAGAUCAGAAAGGAGCUUUCCAACCUUUCUCGAAAGGCCCCAGAAACUGCUUGGGCAAAGGAUUUGCGUAUGGUAUGAUGCGUAUGUUUCUGGCAAAACUUAUUUGGCACUUUGACCUGGAACUCAAGCCCGAGGACCGUGAUUGGGAUAGGUAA